AUGAGCCACAUCGAUCCUGGUUUGGAUGAGCCUGCGCAGGAGGCUGCGCAAGACGUGGAGCAGAAUGGAAAGAGCCAGGAGGAACAAAAACAGGCCGACGAGGAGGAGCAGACAUUUCUCGAUCCGAGCCGAUGGUGGUUCGCAUCUACAGCAUGUCCGUUAAUCGCUGGUACAUUUGGGCCCAUGGCAAACGCGUUCAGUGUAUGCGCUUUGGUCGAAAAGUGGAGAGUCUACAUACCAGCUGGCGCCGAUGAAGCGCAUGGGCUCAAGGUAGAGGAUCCCAAAUGGCUGAUAGCGGUAAAUUCGGUAUCUCUUGUCUUUGCCCUGGUUGCAAACCUAGCUCUUCUGCUAAACAUGGCUCGGCGGGUCUCUUUUGCAAUCGCGCAACCCAUAACAAUCAUCGGCUGGUAUCUGGCUUCCUUCCUGCUUAUCGUCUUGGUCUCUGUGGCAUCCAGCGGGUCAUUUCGAAUCCAGCCCAGGAAAGAGCAUGCGCUGUCUCAAGCCUACUACUACGGAAUCAUCGCGGCAUCUCUAUACUUCAUCAUCUCCACGCUCAUGAUCAUCACGGUAUACGGGGCCUACAAGGGUCAUUAUCCCAAGGAAUUCCGACUCACCCCGAGCCAACGGACCCUGAUGCUGCAGACCAUCAGCUUUAUGAUCUAUCUACUGCUUGGCGCACUUGUCUUCUCGAAGAUUGAGGGCUGGAAUUUCCUGGAUGGAGUCUACUGGGCGGACUUUACCUUGCUCACGGUGGGUAUAGGAGGCGAAUACGUGCCCACGACGCACACUGGGCGCUCAUUACUGUUCCCUUUUGCCAUCGGCGGUAUCGUAAUGGUCGGUCUCGUCGUUGGAUCUAUCCGUUCUCUUGUCUUGGAGAGAGGAAAAGAGAAGAUGUCUGCGCGAUUCACAGAACACCAGCGCGAGCGUGCUAUCUCAUCGGUCAAUUUUAAACAGGGCACCGUAAACCUCGGAAUAUUCCAUACGAUCCGCCUGCCAGGUGAAGCGGUUUCCGAGGUCGAGAGGCGAGAGCAGGAAUUUCAGAUCAUGAGAAAGGUACAAACCACGGCGGAGCACAAGAGGCGAUACACUGCGCUGGCAAUGUCGUCGAUCGCAGCUCUCACCCUGUGGUUCCUUGGCGCGGUGGUCUUCAUGGAGUCUGAGAAACCUCAAGGAUGGAGCUACUUCGUAUCUCUUUACUUCGCAUACACAUCCCUGCUUACUAUAGGGUAUGGCGACUAUACACUAUCAAGCAAUGCGGGGAAAGCCUUUUUCGUGUUUUGGAGUUUGCUUGCAGUGCCCACGCUCACAAUACUAAUCAGUAACAUGGGCGAUACGGUCAUCAAAUCCUUCAAGGAACUCACCUUCUGGCUUGGAUCAUUCACGUUGCUUCCGGAGAAGCCCGAUGCCAGGUCGAAUCAACAGCCUCGCUCGAGGCUAUCUGGGAUCACAGGGCGCCUCGCACCCCGGGAAGAGAAACGCCGUUCCACCAAAGAGACACAAGUUGACAGAAUAGCAAAACUCCUCGAGGCCGAUGAACUGGAGGAGGCAGCGGAGGCGGGCGAGCGCGGCGACUCGAUUCAACGGGAUAGACAUUUUUACCAUUACAUACUGGUGAAGGAGAUCAGGGGACUGAUGCGAGACCUGGAUGCGUCGCCGCCGAAGCAGUAUUCAUACGACGAAUGGAAGUAUUAUCUUCGUCUAAUUGGGGAGAGCGAGGAUGACCCAACUCAUCACAGAAGACCGAAAUCAAGCCAUAGCCGCAGCAGUGGUUCUCCAGAUCUGGGUACCGCAGAUGGUGGCACAGAUGACGACGCGAGCCAGGCCUGGAGUUGGCUUGGUGUACGAAGUCCGCUAAUGGGCAGUACUCCAGAAUCACAGUGGCUCCUACAAAGGCUAUCGGAAACACUGGAAAACGAGAUGCGGCUGAUGCAUUCAUCGCAUCUGAGCAAACGCCAACAGCCGCCCCCGAUAUCCACGAAUGAUUUGAAAAGCAGGACAGAAUCCUGCUCAGGAGUGGAGUCUGGAGCAAACGCAGAGAAGAGGAUUGGCGUAGCCAGCGCCAGGAAAACGCAGGAGCGUCACCGACCAGGUGUUUGA
This is a messenger RNA of Aaosphaeria arxii CBS 175.79, 2097 nucleotides long. RefSeq names its product voltage-gated potassium channel. The record is from RefSeq and is a predicted model, not a curated record. Gene Ontology annotation, molecular function: potassium ion leak channel activity. Gene Ontology annotation, cellular component: membrane. Bases 1 to 2097 code for a protein of 698 amino acids. Gene Ontology annotation, biological process: stabilization of membrane potential; potassium ion transmembrane transport. NCBI's taxonomy places the organism in Eukaryota, Fungi, Ascomycota, Dothideomycetes, Pleosporales. The transcript is spliced from 3 exons.